GGCGCGGGCCCGCGAGCCUCCGGGGUCGUGACAUCGCCGCGCAACAAAAAGCCCCGGCGGCGCCCGGCCGCCUCCGUCAAUGGUGCGGUGCAGGGGCGGGAGCCGGGCACGCCUGCACGGCGCGCAGCGUGCGCACACACAGCUGUCCCCGUAGCGCUGCCGCUCCGCGCGGGCCGGGAACAAACUGCUCCCCACCCUUUUUUUUUUUUUUUUUUUUUUUCUUUCCUCCCUUUCCUUUUCCCUCCCCCCUUUUCUCCUCCUUUCUUCUUUCUUUUUAAGGGAGCGGAGAAAAGUCAAGCUUCAUCUUAAUGUUGCUGCGGGAGUCUCAGUAAAUGUCCAUCUGUCUGAUGCUGAUGAUGCAAAGGACACUUUUUAAAAGGAGCCUUUUAACUCCAUAGACACAUAGGCACCCAUUCACGAGCAGGCACACGCGAGGAGGAGGAAGAAGAAGAAGCAACAACUUUCUGAUCGCUGCUUUUAAAAGGGAGAAGCCCUUCCCUGGCUGGGACUUGCCUUCUGCCUCCUAAGCCAGCUGCUAAAAGUAUGUUUCUGAGGCGGACUAUACUUCAGGGAACUUCUAUUUUCUGCUCGGCAGCUGUAGAGGAGAGGCAGCGAAGUUUGGAGUAACACCAAGUGAUGCGGGAAAAACACCCCGAGAGCAGAACACCCUCCUGCAGACACAAGCCCGGCUGCUGCACACAGGUUGAUCAUGGUUGCCGCGACCCGCUGCCUCCUGGCGCUGCUGCUCUGCCAGGUGCUGCUGGGCGGCGCGGCCGGCCUCAUGCCGGAGGUGGGCCGGCGGCGCUUCAGCGAGCCGGGCCGCGCCGCCUCGGCGGCGCAGCGCCCCGAGGACCUGCUCAGCGAGUUCGAGCUGCGCCUGCUCCACAUGUUCGGCCUCAAGCGGCGGCCCAGCCCCGGCAAGGACGUCGUCAUCCCCCCCUACAUGCUGGACCUCUACCGCCUGCACGCGGGCCAGCGCCUGGCGCAGCCGCCCGCCCUCGGCUACCCGCUGGAGAGGGCCGCCAGCCGCGCCAACACCGUCCGCAGCUUCCACCACGAAGAAGUUUUGGAAGAGCUGCCAGAAACAAGUGGGAAAACAGCACGGCGUUUCUUCUUUAAUUUAACUUCCAUCCCUAAUGAGGAAUCUAUCACCUCAGCCGAACUCCAGAUUUUUCGGAAACAGGUGCAAGGAGCCUCUGAGAACAACAGCAGCUACCAUCACCGUAUUAAUAUUUAUGAAAUUAUAAGGCCAGCCACAGCCACCUCUAAGGACCCUGUCACAAGACUUUUGGACACCAGGUUGGUGCAUCAUAAUGCAAGUAAAUGGGAAAGUUUUGAUGUAACGCCAGCUGUAAUGAGGUGGAUUGCACAUGGACAACCUAAUCAUGGGUUUGUGGUAGAGGUGGUUCACUUGGACAAAGAGAACAGUGCCUCCAAGAGGCACGUUAGGAUUAGCAGGUCUUUACAUCAGGAUGAAGAUAGCUGGUCUCAGCUGAGGCCGUUAUUAGUAACGUUUGGGCAUGAUGGCAAGGGACACCCGCUUCAUAAAAGAGAAAAGCGUCAAGCGAAACACAAACAGCGUAAACGCCACAAAUACAGUUGCAAAAGGCAUCCGUUAUAUGUGGACUUCAAUGACGUGGGGUGGAAUGACUGGAUUGUUGCCCCACCGGGGUAUAGUGCCUUUUACUGCCAUGGGGAAUGUCCUUUUCCACUGGCAGAUCAUCUAAACUCAACAAACCAUGCCAUUGUUCAGACUUUGGUCAAUUCAGUGAAUUCCAAAAUCCCUAAGGCUUGCUGUGUGCCGACAGAACUGAGUGCUAUUUCCAUGCUCUACCUUGAUGAGAAUGAAAAAGUUGUAUUAAAGAACUAUCAAGAUAUGGUUGUGGAGGGUUGUGGGUGCCGCUAACACAGCAAAUAUAUUAGACAAAUACAAAAAAAAAAGCUGACACUUUAAUAUUUCCCAAUGAAGACUUUAUUUAUGUAAUGAAAUGGAAAGAAAAAAAAACACAACUAUUUUGAAAAUAUAUUUAUGUCUACAAAAAGUUGGGAAAACAAAUAUUUUAA
This is a messenger RNA of Rhea pennata, 2064 nucleotides long. RefSeq names its product bone morphogenetic protein 2 (gene BMP2). Bases 710 to 1906 code for a protein of 398 amino acids. Lineage: Eukaryota; Metazoa; Chordata; Aves; Rheiformes; Rheidae. Gene Ontology annotation, biological process: BMP signaling pathway. The record is from RefSeq and is a predicted model, not a curated record. The transcript has 3 exons. Gene Ontology annotation, cellular component: extracellular region. Gene Ontology annotation, molecular function: growth factor activity; cytokine activity.